AUGGAACACGACAAUGUCAAUCGUUUCCUUGGAGUCUGCCUUGAUGGUCCCCAACUACUUUCAAUAUGGAAGCAUUGUAGUCGAGGAAGUAUAAACGAUGUAAUCACCAAAGGAUCAACGACAAUGGAUAGCGUCUUCGUGUUUUCACUUAUCCGAGAUAUUGCACACGGUUUGGCUUUCAUUCAUCAAUCGUUCUUGGAGUAUCAUGGUUUUUUAACAUCUAAAUGUUGCCUCGUGGAUGAUCGUUGGCAAGCGAAAGUAUCAAGCUAUGGUCUGAGAAAAAUACGAAUGUUUGACAAACGGUUACCAGAAGACUUGUUAUGGACAGCUCCUGAAAUACUGCGUAAAGGCGAUGGUGAAGCAUCUAAAGAAGCUGACAUUUACAGCUUUGCUAUCAUUUGCGCACAGCUGAUCACGAAAACUUCUGCAUGGGAUCUAGAUAAUCGAAAUGAAGAUGCUUCAGCAAUUCUCUAUUUGGUGAAAAAAGGAGGACAUAAUCAGCAACGUCCUUCCUUGAAUACCAGUGAUGAAGUUGAAGCUAAUCCUGCUCUGCUUCAUCUUAUUCGCGACUGUUGGACAGAACGUCCAUCCGAGAGGCCCGAUAUAGAUAUGGUUAAAUCUAAUUUGAAGAACAUAAAUUUGAACAGACAAGUGGCCGAAAAAUUGAAACUCGGACAAUCUGUAGAACCGGAGACCUUUGAGAGCGUAACCGUGUUCUUUUCGGAUGUAGUAUCAUUUACAACUCUCGCCGCUAAAUGUAAUCCAAUGCAGGUUGAAACGAUUGGCGAUGGUUACCUUUGUGCAAGUGGACUACCUCAUAGAAACGGGCAACGGCAUAUUCAAGAAAUUUGCAGCAUGUCGCUUGGAUUCAUAGACAGCCUUAGGAGUUUCAGGGUACCUCAUCUACCUCAGCAGGGUGUCAAUCUACGAAUUGGAAUCCAUACCGGCUCCGUAGUUACUGGCGUUGUGGGUCUAACCAUGCCUCGAUACUGUCUUUUUGGUGAUACGGUCAAUACGGCGAGCAGAAUGGAGAGCAAUGGAAAACGUUAG
Messenger RNA from Haemonchus placei, 1050 nucleotides. NCBI's taxonomy places the organism in Eukaryota, Metazoa, Nematoda, Chromadorea, Rhabditida, Trichostrongylidae. The record is from the annotation of a GenBank genome assembly.